GUGUAAUAAAUGAUUUAGAGAGUGUAUGGUUAAGGCCACAACUGCAUCUCAAAAUCUGUGAAUCUAUGCUCGUAAACCUAAGCCCAGCAAUGACACUGUCUCCAUGCUUUGUGCUGCAGCAAAUUCAGACAAACCUCUGUGAUAUAUACUCUAAGGUUGAGGUAUUGUCAAAUAAGGAACCAGCUAUGACUAUUCAGUAUUUGGUACUUUUAGACCACACUAAUAGUUAUUGGCAGUGUAUAGGAAUUAACUCCUUGGAUAUGAUGAAUACCAGAUGGGGCUAUGGCGUAGUUUCCAAUGUGAUCCUUAUCCUUUGCAGAUUUUCACUGCUCCUACUUGAACCAGGCGAAAUUUACUUUGAGGACUUCGCGGCCAUCUAUCACCUUCCUGAAGAUGUCGCCAAGAAGGAAGAUGGCUGGGAGACGAUAUGUGAGAAUGGACAGCUUCGAGGGAGGCUGAAGGUUUGCUCCAAAUCACUUGUGUUCGAUCCUCGAGACACUCGUGCUCCAAUUAUCAAAUUUCCUUUGCGCUCCUUUGAGUCUGUUCAGGAAAGUCAAGGAGAAGCCAAGAGUGAACUUCUUACUAGUGAUGGUGAUAGAACGUACAUUGAAGUAAAAUGUGGCAUGAUUGUAGAGAUGUUGGAAGGAAAUGUUCUUCAGCCCUAUAGAUUUUGCAGGGAGGUUCACAGUCACACUUUUGAACUGGUGUACGUGAAGGCUUCAACUGUUUUGCCGCAAGUGUGUCAGCUGCAGAGAGCUUCAACUUUGCCACCAAAUGACCAAAAUACAAUGAUUCAAGCCAUUGUAAGGUCAAGGCAGAGAAGAAAAAAGUUUGACCGAUCAUUGCUCGAAGACAUCUCGGAAACUGUUGUGUUGGAGAGCCAGGCAAACAAGGUCACGCCCCUUGUGACCAAUCCUGGGACGGUUCUGCUUACAACUUCGACGCUUUAUUUCCAGCCGCACAAUAAUGCUGAAAAGUUUCCAGUCAUAAGAAUUGGUCUGCAUGAGAUAAGACAAGUCAUCAAACGACGCUUCUUACUACGGCAAGUUGUUGUAAACCAGAGUUUUCCAUCUUCUAUUUAUGCUAGCCAGAUACUAGUGGAUGAGAGUAUAAACCCAGCAGUGAUCAGCGUCUCAGUGGUCAGAAACACAUGGUCUUGGCUUCCUCUGAUUAGGUUGCCCAUUGUGUGUUCCUCAUGCAUGGGCUACCAGCUGGAAAUUAGGGGGUAUUUCACUCAGAGGCACCUGUUGGAUAUUGGGCUAUUAACACUCUCUGGAUUUAUUGUCAACCAGUUAACAAAAUAUUACAUUCUUUAUAUGACUGCCAUCAUGGAGUCGGAAGAAAGAGAUAACCUGUAUGAAUGCCUGAUGCACCAGGAGAAUGUUAGUGUGGAUGACAUGCGACAGGACAACAUCAGCUAUCAGUGGCAAGCAGGAGCCAUAUCUAAUUUUGAGUACCUCUCUUAUCUAAAUAGCCAAGCAGAUCGUAGUGUUAAUGAUUUAACACAGUAUCCAGUAUUUCCGUGGGUACUGGCAGACUAUGUUAGUGAAUCCCUAGACUUAGGAGAUCCUGCUAUAUAUAGGGAUUUAUCGAAGCCUGUAGGAGCCCUCAAUGAAUGCCGACUAAAGCGACUAAAGGAGCGCUGUAAAGACAUGCCAGAACCCAGAUUCCUGUAUGGCUCUCACUAUUCUACCCCUGGAUUCGUGCUAUUUUACUUAGUGCGACAGUACCCACAGUAUAUGCUGUGUCUUCAGAAUGGACGCUUUGAUCAUCCAGAUCGCAUGUUCAACAGCCUACCAGACACUUGGUACAAUGUCACAACAAAUCCUUCAGACUUCAAGGAAUUAAUCCCCGAGUUCUAUGACUUGGACGGCUCAGCGGACUUCCUUACAAACUCCAUGCAAAUAAACUUUGGAGUGAGACAAAAUGGAAAACCAGUUGGGGAUGUGGAGUUACCCCCUUGGGCCAAAGGACCAGAAACUGUGAUUAAGACGAUGCGAGAUGCACUUGAAUCUGAAUAUGUAUCUCAGAAUCUUCAUCUGUGGAUUGAUCUUAUAUUUGGCUACAAGCAGAAUGGGGAAGAAGCAGAAAAAGCUGACAACUUGUUUUACCAUCUUUGCUAUGAGGGCUCUGUUGAUCUGGCAGCCAUCACAGAUCUGAAUGACCGGCUUGCCCUGGAGGUCCAGAUCACUGAGUUUGGACAAGUGCCAAAGCAGCUCUUCUCAAAGCCACAUCCCCAGAGAUCGCGGUCUUUUGGGGUUUAUGACUCAAUGUAUUUGAGUAACGGAAUCUCAGAAAGUAGUAUUUGCAGUGAGGCAGAGGAAGAACGAGCAGAUAGUGGGGAGAACAAUGAGAAUAAAGCCCUCAAUCCUAGCUCCACAUGUCUCUGGCAGCGUUUGGCCGACCUCAGAUUACUGCGGGAAUGUAGGGCUCACAGAGAAGCCAUCACAGGAGUGGUCUUCACAACAGACAGCCAGAAUAUCCUCUCAGUUGGCCAAGAUGCAUUGCUGAAGAUGUACACCUUGCCAAAAUUAAAUCAGGUAAGAAGUGUGCGGAUUAGCUCAAUGGCAGCCUCGUCUUGCCUACACCUUCCAGGGACAGACACAGUGCUGGUGGGCUCUUGGGACAAUACUGUAUACAAGUACAGCUUAGAAUUCAGCCAGGUCCAUCCUUUGUUGGAGGCACAUUGUGAUGCUGUGUCGUGCAUGCAAUGGAACCAGGAUGUCCUUGUGACUGGCUCCUGGGACUGUACUGUACGCACAUGGUCACUAGAAAUUGGAGCCAAUGGAAAUGCUCAGAGAAAAGAGAGAGACAAUAACGGGAGAGGAAAAGGAGGCUCAAUGUCCGCUGGGGAGAACAUCCUGUGUGAGAUGGACCAUGACUCCCCAGUGACGUGUGUGGCCCUUCAUCCUGCUGGCUCCCUCUUAGCCUCAGGCACACAGGAUGGCACCCUGGCUGUGUGGCUCCUUCCAGCUGGUGACUUGGUACACCAAAUUAGUUGUCACACCAGCAGCGUAAAUGCAAUAGCCUGGAGUGACAACGAGGACAGAGUGUUAACAGCUGGGGAUGAUGGACUCUUGACGAUUGUAGAUGCUCAUCAAGGCAACAAGAUUUGUAUCCAUGAUUUGCAAGAAAAUAUAAGGUGCGUUGCAUGGGAAGGACGGCUGGUGAUAGGUGGAAGUGUUAGCGGCGAUGUCAUUGUGUUUGACAUGGGAACUGGUGCUGUGAUCAAGAGGCUGACUUCUCACACUGGUCCAGUGACAUGUUUGGCUAUAUCUCCUGAUAACCAACACCUUGUAACUGUCAGUGAAGACCGACGCAUCAUUCUUUGGGGUACAGAUUAAUGGAACCUUAUCUGACUGGGAAGAUAAUGUUGGGACUCCUUACUCUUGCCUCUUUAUUCAUGCAGCAAGCGAUGUAUUUUUAAGCGCGUCUUGGUUUUUUAUCCUGGGAGAGCAUUGGAUGAAUGAUAAAGAUAUAUGAGAUAUAUUGUUGUAAAUUAUAGUUGUCUGAAUACAGCUGUUGCUUUCCUUCUCCAAGUUAUUGAGAAAUCUCUUGUAUAGGUAUAUAUUUAUAAUAAUGGCAUAAUAUAUAGCACUUCCAGUUACAUUAGACUUAAGGAUCAAAACAAGUGAUUUUAAUUGUGUAGUUUAACUCUUUGUGAUAUGAUAUCAAUGCUUUAACCUUGUGUAUCUAUUUUUAUCAAGGAAGGGAAGAGAAAUUUCCUUGGCUGAAGAAGAGUAUAGUAAUUAAUAGUUAUGUAUUUAUAGCACAGGGAAGAUAAUCAUCAUCAUUACUUUUAUUGUUCGUAUAGUUUUGAUAUUGAUCAACUUUUCAGCAGUUGUUCUUUUCAUCACCGAUAUUCUUUUUUUUUUUGGAUUAGGGUAGCUAUACCAACUGAUGUACCUCGUCCAGUAAAGAUGAGUGUCGGGUCAUAAAAGUUCCGAGCAUAAAACGAAAGUUCCUCGGAGAAUUAAAGUGAUAACAAAUAAUUGCCUGAUUGAUGUAGUGGUUCUACAGAUUUUAGUCUUUAUUCAAAUUCUCCAGGUGCUUGAGUUUGCCACAUGGAGCUUUUCUUUCUUUCUUUCUUUUCUUUUUUUUUUUUUUUUUUUGGCUUGGCUGGGCUGGGCUGGGCU
Molecule: messenger RNA, 4136 nt
Organism: Penaeus indicus
Lineage: Eukaryota; Metazoa; Arthropoda; Malacostraca; Decapoda; Penaeidae
Product: protein FAN-like
Exons: 25
Molecular function (GO): protein binding
Source: RefSeq, a predicted model, not a curated record